Molecule: messenger RNA, 306 nt
Organism: Microthlaspi erraticum
Lineage: Eukaryota; Viridiplantae; Streptophyta; Magnoliopsida; Brassicales; Brassicaceae
Source: the annotation of a GenBank genome assembly
AUGGAGGAUUCAGGCGAGAAGAUGUGGUCUUCAAGCGGCAAGGGGUUGGACGGAUUCACUGAACCAGAUGCAGACCCUGGCUCUGGGAAAUAUGGCAAACAGACUGGCCUGCUAGCAUGGCAGGCUUCGAUCUACUGGUUAUGGCAUGAAAGGAACACGAGACUGCACCGCCAAGUCUUCUGCUCCAUGGACUCAAUCAACACUCAGAUUGAUCGGCAAAUCAGAAACAAAAUAGCGGGGUUUAGAGACCCGACGCUAGCUUCUAAGCUUUUGCAGCUUUGGCUCUCAAUGGAGCCAGCGAGAUGA